Messenger RNA from Corylus avellana, 3519 nucleotides. Lineage: Eukaryota; Viridiplantae; Streptophyta; Magnoliopsida; Fagales; Betulaceae. The record is from RefSeq and is a predicted model, not a curated record.
ACGCGUAAAAGCAUGAACUUACGGCGCGGUUUUCCGCUGCUAUGGCAGCAAUACGCCGCGCUUCUAAAGAAGAACCUCCUGCUGUCGUGGCGGAACAAGACGGCGACGUUCAUGCAGCUCUUCUCGUCCUUAUUCUUCAUCUUCCUCCUCUUUUCCAUCCAGAAGGCCAUCGAGUCUCGCUACGCCGCGUCCACGACCUACAAGAGCGUGACGGACCCUAAGACACUGCUCAUGCCGCCGAUCCCGCCCUGCGAGGACAAAAUCUACACCAAGGUCCCCUGCUUCGACUUCCUGUGGAGCGGGAAUGCCAGCGCCGCGGUUCGGAGGAUUGUGACCAACAUCAUGACCAAUAACCCUGGCAGGCAGAUUCCGAAGAGAAAGGUUCAAUCAUUUAGAACACCAAGUGAAGUGGAUUCAUGGCUUCUUAGUAAUCCGAUGAGGUGCCCUGGAUCUUUGCAUUUUGUAGAAAGAAAUGCUACUGUAAUUAGCUACGGCAUACAGACUAAUUCAACUCUGGUUGCACAGCGAGGGAAUUAUGAAGAUCCCACAUUUAAAUUUCAAAUACCACUUCAAAUUGCCGCAGAGCGUGAGAUUGCGAGAUAUCUUAUUGGAGACCCAAGCUUUAGCUGGGUUGUGGGGUUCAAGGAAUUCGCACACCCUGCAAUGGAAAAUCCCUCUGCAGUGGCUACAAUAGGACCAAGCUUUUUCCUUGCAAUUGCCAUGUUUGGAUUUGUGCUUCAAAUCAGUUCUUUGAUCGCAGAGAAAGAGCUUAAACUUCGCCAGGCAAUGAAUAUGAUGGGUCUUUAUGAUUCUGCGUACUGGCUCUCAUGGCUCACAUGGGAGGGAUUUCUUACGCUUCUCUCCUCACUUUUCUUAGUUCUCUUCGGCAUGAUGUUUCAGUUUGAUUUUUUCUUGCACAACAGUUUUGCGGUUGUGUUCCUUGUGUUCUUUCUUUUCCAACUCAAUAUGAUUGGUUUUGCCUUCAUGUUGUCACCCUUCAUUAGCAAGUCAUCUUCAUCCACAACAGUGGGUUUCUCCAUAUUUAUUGUUGGCUUUAUGACGCAGCUUGUUACAUUGUUUGGAUUUCCCUACACUCAAGCCAUCUCUCGUAACUUAAGAGCUAUCUGGUCGUUGUUCCCACCUAAUCUUCUUGCUCAAGCUCUAAGUAUGCUUUCUGGUGCAACUUCAAACCCUCAAGAUGUUGGGGUGAGCUGGAAUGGGAGGGCCAAGUGCGCACCAAAUAAUAUGAUGUGUGUGAUAACAAUUAAUGAUAUUUACAAAUGGCUCGUUGCUACGUUUUUUCUGUGGUUCGUAUUGGCUAUCUACUUCGACAAUAUAAUCCCAAAUGCAUCUGGUGUGAGAAAAUCAGUGUUUUACUUCCUAAACCCUUGGUAUUGGAUUGGGAAAGGAGGAAGCAAAAUGAAAGAGGGUGGCAUUUGUAGUUGCAUAGGUUCUGUCCCACAGCAGGAUCAUAUUACUCCAGAUGAUGGAGAUGUCCUUGAAGAGGAAAACAUAGUAAAACAUCAAACACAGGAAGGCGUGGUUGAUCCAAAUGUUGCUGUUCAGAUACGUGGUCUUGCAAAGACAUAUCCUGGGAAUCGGCAGUGUGGUUGCUGUAAAUGCAAGAAGACUCCACCUUACCAUGCCCUUAGGGGCUUAUGGGCGAACUUUGCAAAAGAUCAGUUAUUUUGUCUUCUUGGACCUAACGGAGCUGGAAAAACUACGGCAAUUAAUUGUUUGACUGGCAUUACACCAGUGACGGGUGGAGAUGCAUUAAUUUAUGGAAAUUCAAUCCAAAGCUCAAUUGGCAUGUCAAACAUUCGAAGAAUUAUAGGAGUUUGUCCCCAGUUUGAUAUCCUUUGGGAUGCAUUGUCUGGUCAAGAGCACCUCCACCUCUUUGCUAGUAUCAAAGGCCUACCCCCUGCUUCUAUCAAAUCGGUUGCUCAGAAUUCAUUGGCAGAGGUGAGACUCACCGAGGCAGCCAAUGUGAGAGCUGGGAGUUACAGUGGAGGAAUGAAACGUCGCCUCAGUGUUGCCAUAGCCCUUAUUGGCGAUCCAAAGUUGGUCAUUUUGGAUGAGCCGACAACAGGCAUGGAUCCAAUAACAAGGAGACAUGUAUGGGACAUAAUAAAUGAUGCAAAGAAAGGUCGUGCUAUUGUGCUAACAACACAUUCAAUGGAAGAAGCCGAUAUUUUGAGUGAUCGCAUAGGAAUCAUGGCCAAGGGUAGGCUUCGCUGCAUUGGAACCUCAAUCAGGUUGAAGUCACGGUUUGGCACUGGUUUCAUUGCUAAUGUUAGCUUCCUUGGAAGUAAUAAUGGUCAAACUACAAUUCAUCAUGAGGCUGUGAAGCAGUUUUUUAAAGAUCGAUUGGAUAUAGUACCAAAAGAGGAGAACAAAGCCUUCUUGACUUUCGUGAUUCCUCAUGAUAGAGAGAAGCUUUUGACGAAAUUUUUUGAGGAGCUCCAAGAUAGAGAAAAUGAAUUUGGCAUAUCAGACAUCCAAUUGGGUCUUACAACACUGGAAGAAGUUUUCUUGAAUAUUGCAAGGCAGGUAGAGCUAGAGAGUGCGGCAGCUGAAGGGAGGUUGGCAACUUUGACUUUAACAUCUUCUGGAGCCUCAGUUUCAAUACCUUUGGGAGCCAGGUUUGUAGGAAUUCCAGGAACAGAAUCUGAAGAGAAUCCCAAAGGGAUUAUGGUAGAAGUGUACUGGGAGCAAGAUGAUUCUGGAGCCCUCUGCAUUUCUGGUCACUCCGCUGAAAUUCCAAUCCCCCCCAAUGUUCAACCAAUGCCUUCAACAACUUCUCAAAGAAAUUUCUUCUUCAGCCGGUCGGGACUUGUUCAUGGAGUUGUAAUUGAUCCAAAUGAAAUUAACAUCGCUGAAAAUCAUUGACACAUUUACUUUCAAGUUGUAUACAUGUGUUAUUCUGCAUUUCGUAUGUUUAUGAGCACCACAUCCUAGUAACAUUUUUAGCCCGUUGUGUACAUGCAUACCAGAACAUCGAAAAACUUUACAUGAUUAUGCCAUAUUCUACAAUGAUUUAUAUAUCAUUACAUUGUUUUGUAAUUUUUUUUUUCUUAAGACUAUAGGACCCUUAGCAUUUUUGUGUGUAGUUUACAAAAUGUCUGAAGUGGAAACUUUGUCCUGGUCAGAAUAUUAAGAGACCAGAGCCAACCAAUGACACAUUGGCCACAGAGAAUGGCAGGGAUUAGAACUUAUUAACAGGACAUCAUCACCACACAUCCAGGUACAUGUUAAUAGAACAUUACAAAACAUGGUCUAAUGUGGAUUAAGAUCACAUCAUAUCCAUCCACUAUGUAAUAAACUAUGAACAGCCUGAAAGCAUUACCAAAACCAACCACAGUUCAGACUUGAAGUAUGACAUGAUAAAUUUUCGAACCUAUGAUGUACAUAAAACUCACAAACACCCCAAAUGCAGGAAAAAUCAGUGAAGGCGCUUGGCCCAACACAUCCCUCCAACUACAGUCCACAUUACAGUUUUCAGAGCACUUACAACACACA